AUGCCUAAUCUCGUGGUCGUCGCCAAACUACCUUUCGCGAGCAGUGCAGCUAAAGAAACGGCAAGGAAAGAAGAAGGAACAUACACUUCGCGAGCGGCCUUCGAUGCGCACAUGUCUAUCGACCCUGUGAAGGAUAUGGUGGGCUGGCUCACGUCCAACCCCCAGAACAUCGACGGCGAGGCAACCGUAACAAUAUCAGAAAACUAUGCAUCUUUCACCAGACCUGAGGUCCUGAAAGUGGCAGAUCCAUGGAUCUGCUAUGCUUCGAUUGAGUACAAGGAGGGGAAGCGCGCGGAAGCAUUAGAGCCUUGGAAACAUGUCACGUCUGAAACGGAGAAGAAUGAGACGGAGACGCUGAGCUACAGUAUCUUGAAAGAUACGGGACACCCGGAAACUAUCAAGACGAUUGAGGUUUACCCAAGUCAGGAGUAUUUCAAGGAGGUACAUGUUCCUAGUGAGGCGGUGCAGGAAAAUGCGAAAAAGUAUGGGAACGAAAUUCGGCUUUCACUGGCGCAUGUUUUCUUGAGAUAUCAAGCGGGUUUCUUGGGUAGAUAGACGUUUGCUUGGAAUGCAAUAGGGGACAUAUCAC
Paraphaeosphaeria sporulosa is the source of this 589-nucleotide messenger RNA. RefSeq lists its product as uncharacterized. NCBI's taxonomy places the organism in Eukaryota, Fungi, Ascomycota, Dothideomycetes, Pleosporales, Didymosphaeriaceae. The transcript has 2 exons. The coding region runs from base 1 to 555 and encodes 184 amino acids. The record is from RefSeq and is a predicted model, not a curated record.